UCUACGGAACUCCGGACGAAGGGACUACGAGUGCCACUCUGUCGUGAUACGUAAGGAUCCAACGAACCUAAGGUAAAAGCUGGCGUUUGAACAUUACCGAUUAAAACCACCCAGCAUUUCCUCUCAAGACUCAUCCUCCUUAUCCUCUGAGUCCUCAAUAUCUUCAAUAAUGACUGCCUCCGGACCUGCUGCACAAGAGAACAUGCUACGGCAACUCUUGGACAGGAUGCAACGGAUGGAAGAAGGAAUCAAUCAACAAUUGACAACUCUAGGAGAAGAAAACCAAAACCGUGCAAAAGAAAUCCAAAAUAUUGCAGAGCAGCUGAAACUGGUCACCCUCACUGAAGACGCGUCUACUAUUUCGAGGAUCACCAGACGAAGCGGCGGAGAUCAAGAUAAUCAACAAGAAGAUGAAAUGCAUACGGCCCGUCAACCACCCCAAAAUUCAACAAUCAGGCCAAACGAACUGAUGAAAGCAGUUGACGCCAUUCGAACCAUCGAGACCUUACGAGGACGAGAUGAUGUAGGAGUUGAAGAUUUUAUCAAAUCAGUCAGGUAUGCCAGGAGUAAUUGUUCUGAGAAAACAUUAUUACUAAAAUUAAUUCUGAUCGAAAAAAUUACGGAAAACGCAAAAAGAAGCAUUCGAUACACGUCAAUUGAAACGUAUGAAGAACUUUAUGAAGUACUCCGUCAGAACGUUUCAGUACCUAAUACUGUUAGUAGUUGCCGUAAUAAGUUACAACAAAUACGGCAAGGAGCAACGGAAACAGUACAGUCUUAUAACCUACGAUUUAGACAACAACUCAAUGAAUUAAUUUACGCCGUUCAAAAUAAACACCAAAAUCCAAUUUCAAGAAGGAUAGCUAUAGAAGAAAAAGAAACAGAAGCUACUCGAACAUAUGUGCUCAAUCUCCGCAGGGACAUAGGCAUGCUCGUAAUACCAAGUAAACCGAAAUUAUUAAUAGAGGCACAAACAAUGGCAGCCGACAUGGAACUGUGGACUCGCGACGCGAAUCGUGCCAUGGAGCGUCGACAAGUGCCAUCCAGAAUUCCUCCACCUAAACAACAAGGGCAACGCCCAAAUACACCGAGUGAUCGGCAAACCAUUCGAUACCUUUGA
Molecule: messenger RNA, 1120 nt
Organism: Osmia bicornis bicornis
Lineage: Eukaryota; Metazoa; Arthropoda; Insecta; Hymenoptera; Megachilidae
Exons: 1
Coding region: 170-1120 (316 amino acids)
Source: RefSeq, a predicted model, not a curated record